CGUACGCUUAAAGGCAUUCAGUGGUCGAUUCAAGCACAUCAGUGCUCUUUGAAAAAAUAAAUCGGUUACAAGAUAUUUGGAAACGGUCCAAAUGGGCGAACUCUCUUCUCUCUGACGCGUAGCCGCGAAACGACUGCUGAAGGUAAAUACACCCAAAGUAUUUCAUUUAAAUACUUGGAAAGCUUUCAAGAAGAAUCAAGGUUGCAAAUCAGAAGUUUGCACCUGGCAGUUACUCAGUAACUUGUAUAGUUCUGGAAUGAAGUUGGACAAUCACUGAAUGACCAGUUCGAGUUCAUAGAGGAAUUCAUUGCAAAGAGCAAAGACAUGCCUGGAUAUGAAGUGAAAUUUACUGGACCGCUAGACAAGGCAUUUGAGUGUCCAAUUUGCCUGAUUGCUCUUCGAGACCCAGUUCAAAUAACACCAUGUGGACAUCGUAUGUGCAGCACUUGUUUCAAGCCGAUUUUAAGAAACAAGAGGCCUCGCUGCCCCCUCGAUAAUUUAACCUUCGAUCCCUCAAAGGUUUUCCCAGAUAAUGGUUGCCACAGACAGGUUCUGAACCUACAGGUUCUCUGUUCAAACGCAGAGAAAGGAUGUGAGUGGUGUGGGCCGCUCAGUGAAAUAGAGCGACAUCAGGACGUGUGCAGUUACGCCGAGGUAUCGUGUCCGAAACGUUGCGGAGUCUAAUUAGAAAGGAGAAGAGUAACGGAUCACAGUUCACUUGAAUGCGUAAACAGACUGACACUUACACCUUCAAACUUGUACAGCUUUCCCUGUGUCUUGCCCAGCCAACUGCGGUGUAACUAAUCUGACCAAAGAAAAGUUGGCGGUUCAUAUGAACAAUGAAUGUCUCCUCCUCGAAAUACCAUGCAAAUUUGUUGAUGCAGGCUGCAAAUUUAAGGCGGAGAGGUACAAAAUGAAAGAACAUCUGUCCAGCAACAUGGAAUCUCAUUUGAGCGCAUUGAGUGAAUUAGUGAAGUGUCAAAAGAAACAACUAGACAUCCAGAGAGAAAGAAUUCAGCUUCAAAAGGAACACCUUCAGCUUCAGAAAGAAACCUUGCUGCUACAAAAACAAGAAAUCGUCGACGCGCGAGGUCGAACGGCAAAUGGCGAGUUUAUUUGGAGAAUACCAGAUUUCAACCGGAAGUUGGUGGACGCCAAGUCUGGGCGCGCGCCCGAACCGAUGAUUAGUGAGCCUUUCUAUACCCACCCCCACGGGUAUAAAAUGUGUGCAGGGCUGUGGCUCAAUGGUGUUGGUACCGGGAGAGGUAGAUAGAUAUCUGUGGGGCUCCAGGUUCAAGUUGGCGAGUACGACUCGAUUCACAAAUGGCCAGUAUAUCCGCGAUACACCUUCACUCUGCUUGAUCAACGAGACGACUACAAGGAAAGGAAAGACAUCACGGCGCACUUCGAGCCUCAGUGUAUCUCCCGACCGCGAGCCGAUAGACAGCUCGGAAAGGGAGCGAGACGAUUCGUUUUACAAGAUGAUAUAUGCGCCAUUAACUAUUGUAAAAAUGACACAAUUUUCCUGAAGUUUAAUGUAAUUUUAAAACAGCCCCCUUCGGGUUUUUUCAGACCCUGAGGGCUUGGAAUUAGCCUUUAAACUGUCGAGAUGAUGACUUUAUUCAUACAGAAGUCAGACAAUUUACGCAGGCUUACGUGGUGUAAGCCUGUGUCACGUGUCUGCGCGAGAAGACUGAGGAGUUUGCAUAUUUAAAGCCUGCUCAGUGGGGUUUUGCUAUGUUUAAAUUCUCAACAGAGGGAAAUACUGAGUAUAACUUGCUAGACAUGUUAAGUAUAUUUUCAAGGGUAGCACUAGUUCAAUUCACAGCACUAGUAUUUGAUGACGUUAUGUAUACCCUUUACAGUAUGUCCCAAAAUAAAAGCGAAUGUUCUUAAACCUAUAAAAUAUUGUUAAUAAAAUCAUGAUACGAUACAUCCUUAUUAAAUGUUUG
Molecule: messenger RNA, 1952 nt
Organism: Stylophora pistillata
Lineage: Eukaryota; Metazoa; Cnidaria; Anthozoa; Scleractinia; Pocilloporidae
Product: TNF receptor-associated factor 4-like
Biological process (GO): regulation of canonical NF-kappaB signal transduction; signal transduction; regulation of apoptotic process
Cellular component (GO): plasma membrane signaling receptor complex
Molecular function (GO): tumor necrosis factor receptor binding; zinc ion binding; ubiquitin protein ligase binding
Source: RefSeq, a predicted model, not a curated record